CCUACAUGUUCACGCUUCGAGAAUCAGUUUGCGGAACGGACAUAAGGUGAAGAAGAAAAAAAGAAAGCAAUAUCAGCUAUACCUACUUCUUCAUGGCUUUUUCAUCGACUGCCCUUCAUAUACCUUUCAGAACCUUCAAAUAUCUGGAAAAGAUUUUUAUGUGAAAUCAAUGAUUUUUUUUCAGUCGUAUUUUUUCACACGAGUGUCAAAAAAGGAGAUGAAUAUUCAAUUGUUGAGUAUAAGAUCUAUCAUAGGGUUUGGUGUGGUGGUACUAGCGACUGUCAUGUAAAUUAUAAACAGAUGAUGUUUACUAUUACUGGAAAAUUUUAAUUUUAAAAAACUUUUGAUUGAAAAUUUUGUGAAAAUGGCACCUACAAAGAAAGUUAGAACGUACGUAAAUUCCAAUACUAGUUUAGUUAAUAACUCUAUAGAUGCUUUUAAUAUCUUAUUUGCGAAAAACAUGACAAAACGGCUAUUAGGAAGAAAGAAACAAAAAAUCAAAAUUCAAGAAUUGCCCACAAGAAGAAACUGCGAAUCGUUAUUAAAUGAUGACUCUUUACAGAUAAGUACAGAGGAUACAUUUGACAAAUUAUUAAAAACCAAAAAGACCCCGCCAAAACUUACUAUACUUGAAUCCUCAAAUUCAAAUUCUGUUAAUGAAAGUAAGGUUUUCCUCUCAUCACCAAAAACUAGAAGACAAAAAGCUAAUUUUAGUUUGACUAAUGAUUCUAACAGUCAACAGUCUCAGUUAAGCCGUCUAUGUCAACCUUCAACAGAAACUAAUGAUUCUAACAGUCAACAGUCUCAGUUAAGCCAUCUAUGUCAACCUUCAACAGAAACUAAUGAUUCUAACAGUCAACAGUCUCAGUUAAGCCGUCUAUAUCAACCUUCAACAGAAAGGAUCGAAGAAAGUCUAGAAAUUGAGAUUGUUAAGAAGAAACAACCGAAAACAUCGUUGAGUUACAUAACGAUACCAAAAAAUAAAAGUUUGAUGGAAAAUAGUAGUAAUUUUGCAGCAAAUAUGCAGAAGAAACUCAUACAUUGUAGUACUCCCAUAGCUGCAUCUAAGGCCCAAAUUCAAAAUUACACAAUAUCUCCAAUAAACGUUAAUUCUUUACUAAAGAAAUCUUUUGAGCAAAUUGACAGCUGGAACAACGAAUUUCCUGCACCUACUAGUACGAAUACACCUCUGAGAAGACUUGUUAUUGAUAAGAACCAUUCUAAGUAUGUGAAAUCUUCAAAGGUCUUGAAAGAAUAUUCUCCAACAGUAAAUCAUUCAAAAGAUUUUAAUUCGCCUGGUACAAGAACAAGUUUUAUAACGCUGAGACAUAGAAAAGUUAUAAAAUCUUACAGGAAAAGGCAUAAAAAUAUUUCUAGAAAAAAUAAAGUUAUAAGCUUUGAAUCUUCUCGGCAAUCAAUUGUGAAUUUUGUCACUAAAAGAAAAAACACAAAUGAAAAACAUUCAUCUCAUGCCUCGUUUAAAGAAUCAGAUAACAUUAACGAAGAAAAAAAUAAAGAAUUAUGUAUACAAAUGCGAAAUUUAUCAGUUAGUGAUGUGCGUAAUUCAGUAACGAACUUUGAAAAGUUCUAUUCACGUAAUUUAAGUUCCCAACUUAUGGAUAAUACAGAAGAUUUAUCUGAUGUUCAAGGUACUAGUAAAGUCAGAAGCCUUUUUGUUAGUCUGUCAAGGAAAAGCUUAGAUUGUGAAGAUUUCGAAGAAUUUUUUGUUAGUAAUAUAAACCAUCAAAUAAACUCCAAAAGUAGAUCAAAAGAGAACUUAAGACAUUUAGACAUAUCAAAAAAUAAAGUUGAAUACGUAAGCGAUGACAAUAACGUGAUAACCAAUCAUGUUGAAAUGCAAAAUGCUGGCUGUGAUCAAGAUGAGUCUGAAACGAAGAAUGACGUAGAGCAAAAAUGUUUAAGAGCUACUACAGUAAAACUACAAAAAAGGAAGUCUCAAGAGGAUACAUUUGAUGAUUUUCUUCGGAAAAAUAUGAAAGUUAUAGAAAAUAAUGAGUGUUCUUCUAAUUAUAGUGAAGAUGGUUCAUCAGAAAUUUCUUCUAAAUUUACAUACAACAAAUCUGAUAUUUCUUAUAAAAGAUCAUAUUAUUUAAGAUCAAAUAGUGAAGUACAACAAUGUGAGAUACAAAAUUGUUCAGAAGAAUACUUCUUUAAAACGUUAAAUUUAACAAACAACAAAAUUGGGUAUAAGAAAAAGAAGUGUAAGGAUUUAAGAAUUAAUUUGACAAAUUUACCAUUACUACAAUCCAAAGAAGAUGAAUUUGAAUCUUUCUUUGUACAAAAUUUGGGCCGGACUGGUAAAGAUGAGUAUGUUCACAAAGAAGAUCAAAAAGACUUAUCUCAAACGCCCAACCGAUUAAAGGUUGUUUUAAACAACAAUUUUGGACAUGAUUAUUUAGAAAACAAAGGUCUUGAGCAUAAUCGGAUAGUAGAUCUAAGAAUUAAUUUGAGAAAUUCACCCCUUGUGCAAUCUAAAGAAGAGGAGUUUGAAACAUUCUUUGCUAGCAAUUUAAGCCGUGAUAAUCAAGACCAUUAUGUUUCCGAAGAAAAUCAACAACAAGAAUUACCUGUGAUACAAAAAGAAUUAAGGGUUGUUUUAAAAAAUAUCUUUGGACAAAAUUAUCUAAAAGAUGUAGUUCUUGAUCAUAACCAGACAAAAGAUUUAAGAAUUUUGACGAACUCACCAUUGAUGGAAUCUAAGGAAGAGGACUUUGAAUCAUUCUAUGCUAGCAAUUUGGACCUUUCUAAUGAAGAACAAGUUCCCAAAGAGGAUCAAGACACGUUACCCCUAAAACAAAAACAGUUAAAGAUUAUUUUAACAAAUGUGAAUAAUGCAAUCAUUAACAAAUACACAGACGACAACAGAAUAUCCUCACCAAAUGGAGAUACUUCUAGCGAUGAAGAAUGCCAACAAAUUUCUCCUAAACAUGUCUUUUCAAACAAACAACUUGUAGUCAAACUUAUAGAAAAUGAUUACAGCCAUCUGAUGCCAAUUUCCAAUGUAAGUUUAGUCAGGGACAAACAAAAUUUGGAUAUUGUUGAAACUAAUCUUACAACUGAAGUUUACUCUGAAUUACAAGUUGAUAAAAUAUUUAUGAACGUAUCUAAUAAAGAACACUUCGAAACCUUUUACACGAAAAAUUAUGGUGAUAAAACAGAUCUUCUUAGUAAUUCUUCUUAUGAUUCUGACAUAAUAGAAAGUUCUAUAAUAGAUACUUUUGCUAUAGACACUAAAAGAACUAAAAAUCGUUUUACAAGAGAAAUCAGUUCAAGAACAAGAUCAUCCAAGUGCAGUAUUACUGAUAAUAUUAAAAGUAAACGUUCUUCCAAGAAAUCAGUAUUUGUACACGUAACUGCUGAAGAUGAGUUAAUAUCUGAUGAUGAAGAUGCUAGGUGCGAAACAAUUGGGCAAGCAGAUAAUACACUUCAACCAAACAGUAUUCAAAAAUCAAGAGCAAACAAUAGUUCACAAAAUAAUAGAAUCUUUAGUGUACAUAUAACAGCUGAAGAAUCAUUCACAUCUCCCACUGAUAACGGAGAAGAAGAAAUUAUAUUAAAUAAUGAAAGUAGAAACCUUAGAUCUUAUAAGAAGAGUACUAAUAACAUUUUAGAUUCUUCUGAACAUGAAAUUAAUAUAUCUGAUAGUAGUACAACUGAAAAGAGUUUGUAUAAAAAUAGCAGAAGUAAACGUAACACACUCAAGAGUAAAGAGAAUAUAAGCUUGAACAUUUCUGAAGAUUCAACAGCUAAAGAAGGAUCACCAAAUGUUAAAAAGAAAAGCAGUAAGUCAAGAACUCAAAGAAUAAAUGAAGAUGAAGAAAAAUCAUCAAGUUUAAGUGUUCAGGUUUCGUAUGCUUUGAAAGAUUGUGCAGAAAGUUCAAAUAUAUUGGUAGACAAUAGAAUUUCUGAUGUCCGAAUAAAGGAAACUGAUGCUAUAAGAAGUAACGAGACUCUUUCUGAAGUUGAGGGUUCAACGAAUCUGGAUGGUGAUUAUGUUUUAAGUGCCAAAAAUAGAUCUAGUAAACACAGGAAAUUGAGAUCUAAGAGAAAAAAUGAAGAGGAAAUUGAGCAUGUAAAAGUGCAUACCUCAAGAUCCAAAAAUAAUACUUUAGUAAGUGAAAGUCCAUCUAAGAUCAAUGAAGCAAACACAAAUAGUGCAUCAAAUGUUUCUCAAGAAAAGAAUCAAAGGUUGUCUGUGAUCUCAGAUCAUGUAGAUAGUUCAUAUGUAGAUCCAAAUCAUUUCAAGGUGCCAAAGAGUUUUAAAUCACCCAAGGCUGUAAUACUGAAAGCAGGAAAAAGUUGGAGAAGAUCUUUGUCCUUAUAUAAAAGAAGUACAUUGUUCUCAAAACCUGCCAAAGAUGACCCAUCAUCUCCAUUUACUACAAAAGCAGUCACCCCUGUCAAAUCUCCACGUUCAAACCCUUCAAGAUUAUCUGUAAGAUUUGUGGCUGUGAAACCAUUACCAGUAUUACAAGUAGAAAACAAUACGGUUUUAGAGGAUUAUGCAAUAAAUGCAAGUUAUGUACCAGAUCAAAUAUUCGAGGCCAGCUUGGAAGAUAGUUUUGGAUGUCUUUCGUUAACCCAAAAUCAACAAAGGAACAAUUCGAUAUCUAAAAAUCAACAAUUGGGAGUACCAGUCACAGCGAGAGAAAUUGUUUUGAGAAAAUGUGGUCAAACGGAGCCAAUUCAGUUUUCUCAAUGUUUUACCGACAGUAUCCUUCAGAACUGUCAAAAAAUUGGAGAAGGGGUUUACGGAGAGGUUUUCCUCUUAAGGAAUCCCGAUGGAGGAACAUCAGUGCUGAAAAUUAUUCCAGUGGAGGGCGACCAGAUCGUUAAUGGCGAAAGACAGAAAAAAUUUGAGGAAGUGUUAUCAGAAAUCAUAAUCACAAUAGAACUGAGUAAUCUCAGACAUAACAAGAGAAAUGGAAUAUCUUCAUUUACUGAAGUUCAGAAAAUACAGUGCGUUCAAGGAACGUAUCCAGAAAAACUGAUAGAUCUGUGGGACCUAUUCGACGAAACCAGAGGUUCUGAGAACGAUUGCCCAGACAUGUUUAAGGAAGAUCAGUUGUACAUCGUUUUUCAGAUGGCCUACGGAGGAAAAGAUUUGGAAUCUUUCGUUUUCAACAACGCAAUGCAAGCUUACUCCAUGUUUCAACAGGUUGCAUUAGGCUUAGCGAUAGCUGAAGAAGAGCUCCAAUUUGAACAUCGAGAUCUUCAUUGGGGAAACGUUUUGAUAUCUACUGUAGAAACCAAUAAAAUAGCAUCGUUUACACUGGAAAAUAAAACAUAUGACAUACCCACAAUUGGUGUUGAAGUUGCAAUAAUUGAUUACACCCUGUCCAGAAUUGAACAUGAUGGUGUUGUAAUUUUUAACGAUCUUGGAUUGGAUCCGGAUUUGUUUACUGCUGAAGGAGACUAUCAAUUCGAUAUCUACAGAUUGAUGCAAGAGAAAAACAGAAACAACUGGAAAGACUUUGAGCCAUUCUCCAAUCUCUUAUGGCUACAUUACAUUCUAGACAAGGCGAUUUUGGGUCUAAGGUACAAAGCCCCGAAAAGUAAACUCCACAAGGCUUACUUACGAAAACUCAAAAACGUAAAGGAUGACAUUUUGUCCUAUCACAACGUCAAAGAUUUUAUAGUUGCUAAUUUGUUAGACAUAUAAAUUAAAAGUUUGUAUUUUGUUAUAUAUUGUGUGUUUAUUUUUUUACAUACGUGCAUUAAUGUUUAGAUAAGGUAGCUGAAUGGAGAGUAAAAGUAAAAAAUCUUGAAUUUUGUUUUAUAUCAAGUAUGUAUAAAUAUCAAGUAUGUACAAAUUUUCCGAAAAUUUUUAGUGGAUUAAUUUUCGUCUGCUAGUUUAUGAUUGAAGAAAAAUCAAUGUAACUAGGUUCCAAAAAUUUAUUAAGUUCUGCUUUAUUGAAAAAUAGCGAUUACAAUAACAUAUCUGUAUAAAAAAAUAUGUAAAACUUUGCUUAUUUUAAAAUUACAAAAAUAAAUGAAUUAGAUGAGUAAACUUAGCCUUGAUAUUAUGGUCAAUUUUUUUUUAAUUGUUGGUUACCAAAAAUGUUUGAUUAUAUUAGUAUAUAGUGUAUAUUAUAGUCGGUUCUCUAAGCUCAGACACAACUGGCUAGUGAUUUUAGUAAGUAAUUUUGCCAAUUUGUUAAAAUUGGCAAAAAAAUAAUUACUAAAUAGUACUAGCCAGUUGGGUCUGAGUUUAGCGAACCGACUAUAUUAGUAUAUAGAUGAUCCGAUAUAAGGUUAUAAGGUCGAAUUGCAUGGAUCUGUUUAAUGAAUAAAAAAUGUUUGUUAUAUAGUUUAGUAUGCUAACAAUUAUUAUAAAAAAAGGGGUGCAUGAUAUAAUUUUGUUCUUACUAUAAUUGAAUAAUAAUUAAAAAAUAAUUUUCUUAUAAUUAAAAAAUUUUUUGGCCCGGGUAGAUAUUAUUUCAGAUUUUUUGGAUCAUUCUAAACAAAAAAGAACUUUUGUAAUUUUUCUCUUGAUCGUUUUUGAGUUAUAAACAAUUUAAAAAUAAAAAUAAAAACGAAAAAUGACGAUUUUCAAGGCUCAAAACACAAGUAAGAAUAUUAUUUUUGUAAUCAUCAAUACAAAUUCAAGUUCAAUUGUUAUGGGGAAGGUUCCUUAUGGGAAGACGGGCGAUGGGCUGCAUUAACAACUAAAAAACAAUGCUUUAAAAUGAAAUAAGUCCAAAAUACUUAUCAAUAACUUAAAGUAUAAGAUAAGGUAUGAACUUGAAUUUAGGUACUUCGUAAUUUCAAAAAUGAUAUUUUUUACUUAUGUUUUUGAACACUGAAAAUCGUCAUCAUCUUUCUUUCUUUUUUCAGUAUUAAAUUAUUGUUAACUCGAAAACGAUUAACUUAGAGAAAAAUUACAAAGACCUUUUUUGUUUAGAAUGAUCUAAAAAAUCCGAAGUAAUAUCUGCCAAAGUCGAAAAAUUUGUUUAAAAAAAUCAUUUUUUAAUUAUUAAUUAAUUAUAGUCAGAACCAAAUUAGAUCGGCCACCCCGUGUAUUUUAUAAUUGUAAACAUACUAAAUUGAAUAUCGCAAUAAUUUUUAUCCAUUAAGGUACUAGUACACUUUAGAAGACCAAAAAUAAUCAUUUCUUUCAAGAAUUUUUUUCUCAGAACCUUUAUUAGAAAUGAACAUAAAACUUUUUACGCAUUAAUAUCUAACUCUUAGAGAGUACAAAAAAUAUAUCUAUUUUCAUUUAUGCACGUACACUGAUAUUGUAGAGGGCGCAAAAGUCGAGGCCUCGAAUAAUGAUGGCGGACAGUUAAUCUCAGGAUUGGGAUAUCUGAAACAAAAUAAUCGUACUGCAUUUGAAAAAGGAAGGUUUCUUACGUGAUAAUUUACCACAAUUUGACCAAAAAAUAAAAAAUAAAUAUUUUUUAACCAUGAAAAACUGAAGAAAAACGGGUGAUAUUUUCACAAAAAUCCUUUAAAUUUCCAUAAAAUCUUUUUUUUGCGGAAUUUUUCACUAACGGUGGUAAAUUGUCACGUAAGAAACCUUCCUUUUUCAAAUGCUGUACGAUUUUUUUGUUUCAGAGAUCCCAAUCCUGAGAUUAACUAUCCGUCAUUGGAACUACUUUAGCGCACUCUGCAAUAUUAGUGAACCUGCAUAAAUGAAAAAAGAUAUAUUUUUUGUAUUCCCUAAGAUUAGCUAUUAACAUGUAAAAAGUUUUAUGUUCAUUUCUAAUAAAGGUUCUAAGAAAAAGAAUCUUGAAAAAAUGCUUAUUUUUGGUCUUCUAAAGUGUACUAGUACCUUAAACAGAUCGGUGCAGUUCGACCUUACAUAUUAUAUCAUAUCUCGACUAUUAAAAUUUUUUUCAAAUAUUGAAUAUUUUUGUGAAAAACCUAAAUAUUUUUACAAUCCACAAUAUCAAGAGGUAAUUUAAGAUUUGUCACUUUUUGCAUUCUUCAAAACCAGCUGCCUUAAUAUUGUACAAAACAAAGAAAUUAAAAAAUAUAAAUUGUUCUCUACAAUUCCUUUAUGUACAAAAUUUUCACAACUAAUUGUUUGUUUGUGUAAAGACAUGUUGCCAUAUUUUUUAAAAUCGAUUAGAAUAUUUUAGGUGCCUUAUUAUUGUGUAAUAUGACGCACAUUUUUUAUAGAUAUGUGUUGUGUAUGUAACUUAAAAUGUAGAAACUCACUUAUGAUUAAGGUAACUGCCAAAUAUUUUUUAUGCUGCUGUGUAGAUAUGUACAAAAGGUAUUGAUUUUUAUACUGCGAAUAAAAGCGUUCUAUGAUG
Messenger RNA from Diabrotica virgifera virgifera (western corn rootworm), 8282 nucleotides. RefSeq names its product MATH and LRR domain-containing protein PFE0570w (gene Haspin). The transcript has 7 exons. Gene Ontology annotation, cellular component: nucleus; cytoplasm. The coding region runs from base 365 to 5683 and encodes 1772 amino acids. NCBI's taxonomy places the organism in Eukaryota, Metazoa, Arthropoda, Insecta, Coleoptera, Chrysomelidae. Gene Ontology annotation, biological process: protein phosphorylation; intracellular signal transduction; mitotic cell cycle. The record is from RefSeq and is a predicted model, not a curated record. Gene Ontology annotation, molecular function: ATP binding; histone H3T3 kinase activity.